Python bivittatus (Burmese python) is the source of this 2095-nucleotide messenger RNA. The record is from RefSeq and is a predicted model, not a curated record. NCBI's taxonomy places the organism in Eukaryota, Metazoa, Chordata, Lepidosauria, Squamata, Pythonidae.
CACCCUCUGGAUUGCCUGCACCCCCCUUUGGAGACUGCCAGAAGCACCUGGCCAGGUCCUCCAGUGCUGCAAAUCCCCCCCAGGAACCUCCACGGGGGCCCCUUUCUGCCCGCAGGCAGGCAUCAGUAACCAUCACAACCCCUCAAAGAACAGGAGGAGCCGGGACCUUCGCAGUCACCAUCCUCCCCGGUCUACCUUCCGGGAAAGGUGGCCAGGAAGGGCCGGGCAUUUUGUGAAGCCACCCCCGACACGCCCGCAAACGUCCGUCCGGACUUUGGUCAGCUGCGGACAAGCUCCCGGCCUCAGCCAUGUCGCACGAGAAGAGCUUCCUGGUGUCGGGGGACACUUAUCCCGGCCCGCAGCCCCCCGUCCCCCCUGGCUACGUACAGCCUCCGUAUCCUGUGGCUCCCCACCCGCCAGGACAGUUCCAGCCUGGGGUCUAUGGCCAGCCGGGCUACCCCCAGAGCCCCUACCCAGUUUCGCCCUACCCCCAGGCCGGACCCUACGCACACGGGCCUUAUCCGCAAGCACCGUACCCUCAAGGGCCGUACCCACAGGGUCCCUAUGCGCAGCCGCAUCCUGGAGCACCUGCGAGCCAGCCGGGGCCAAUGCACGGCAACUACCAUGAGGACGGACCGCCUUCCUACUACGACAACCAGGAUUUCACCCCCACCAGCUGGGAUGACAAGAACAUCCGGCAGGCUUUCAUUCGCAAGGUCUUUCUGGUGCUGACCGUCCAGCUCUCCGUGACCUUCUCCUUUGUGGCCAUCUUCACCUUUGUGAAGGACGUGAAGGGCUUUGUGCACAGGAACGUCUGGACCUACUACAUCUCCUAUGCGGUUUUCUUCAUCUCCCUUAUUGUGCUCAGCUGCUGUGGGGAGUUCCGGCGCAAGCACCCGUGGAACCUCGUGGCCCUGUCCAUCCUGACCGUGAGUCUCUCCUACAUGGUGGGCAUGAUCGCCAGUUUCUAUAAUACGGAUGCUGUCAUCAUGGCCGUGGGUAUCACGACCGCCGUUUGCUUCACCGUCGUCAUCUUCUCUUUGCAGACCAGGUACGACUUCACCUCCUGCCGUGGCGUGCUGAUUGUCUGCCUGAUGGUCCUGUUCAUCUUCGCCAUCCUUUGCAUCUUCAUCAGAAACCACAUCCUAGAGAUCGUCUACGCCUCCCUCGGGGCCCUGCUCUUCACCUGCUUCUUGGCUGUGGACACCCAGUUGAUCCUUGGGAACAAGCAGCUGGCCAUCAGCCAGGAGGAAUACAUCUUUGCGGCCCUGAACCUCUACACGGACAUUAUUAACAUCUUCCUGUACAUCUUGGCCAUCAUUGGCCGUGCCAAGGACUAGGCCCCCUCCGGCCCCUUUCCCUCCUCAUGGUCCCCUCCCCACCUCUCCUCCUGGGAGUCCCCUCCCCUCCCCUCCCCAGUUUUGCCCUUUUCCCCCCUUUGGGCUUGGUUGGUGCUCUGGGGCUGGGGUCCUGAUGCUCCCCGGGAAGGCGGCAUGCCAAGGGGGCCGGCGGUGGGCACGCGUCUCCGGUCUGGCUCGCCUUCCCUUGAGGGGUGAGGGAGAAAGGAAUGGGAUUCUCCCCCUGUGUCUCUUGGGCGACCCCCAGUUGGGGAAGGGGUGUAAAUAUGCUGCUGCUCUCGUCCUUUGCAUUUUGCUCUAGAAAAGUCUUUUAUUUUGGAAGAUGUCCUCCUCGUGGCCUGCUAUCCCACCCUUCCUCAGGCCCAGGAGACCCUUCCUCCCCCUCGUUUGCUGGGCAUGAUCUUCCCCACCGGCUCCACCUUGCCUUCCUGGGUCCUGGGCAGAGGGUUUCACCCUGGGGGAGGGCGGGGGGCGUUGGGGGCUGAAGUCUUGCUCAGCCUUCCCAGUGCGCAGUGCAAAGUCUCUCUCUUGGUGCCACCACGUCGGGGUCUUUUUUUACCAGGAUGUUGAUGUUUCUUGGGGACGCUUUCCCCUCUCUUCCUCUCCCCCCCCACACGUGGCUGGCUUUGGGGGGCUUGAAAUGCUGCAUGCUGAGCCGUUCCCACCCUGCCCCCUAGGCCAGCCUCUGCACUAAGCUGUACAAAUAGCAAUCUAAUAAAAGUCAGAGUAUGCCCACA